Messenger RNA from Hypoxylon trugodes, 1831 nucleotides. Its product is annotated as major facilitator superfamily domain-containing protein. Lineage: Eukaryota; Fungi; Ascomycota; Sordariomycetes; Xylariales; Hypoxylaceae. Bases 214 to 1668 code for a protein of 484 amino acids. Gene Ontology annotation, cellular component: membrane. The record is from RefSeq and is a predicted model, not a curated record. Gene Ontology annotation, molecular function: transmembrane transporter activity. The transcript is spliced from 5 exons. Gene Ontology annotation, biological process: transmembrane transport.
GGAAGUUAUUUUUAGGAAGGCAUAGAAUAGUUAUGUCCGCUCUGCCGCUCUACUUUCGCUUAAUUAGAUAAUCAACCGAAUGUGAUAAAAAAUAAUCCCGACAUAAUAAUAUCCAACUGUAAGCCCAGGCAGAGAUCAUCACUGUUGUAAAAAACCACCUCUAUGUUUCCAUAGGGCCUUAUCCAUGUAAACAAGACAGCCAUUCCGUAUACCAUGGAGAAGACACGGGAAGAAGAGCAGGCGGUGAUCAACGAAUCAGUGACGUGGGAUAGUGAUACCGAUAUCGAGAAUCCGCUUAACUGGCCGAACUGGCGAAAAUGGACGAACGUGGCGCUUAUUUCCAUGCAAGCGACGUUAUCGCCAAUUGCCUCGACUAUCUUAGCCAUAGGCGCAGAAGCUAUUGCGAGUGAUUUUCAUCUCACAGAUGCGUAUACGCCAGCUCUUCCUACCGGUCUUUAUGUCCUCGGUCUCGGACUAGGGCCCCUCGUUCUGGGACCAUGUUCCGAACUUUACGGGAGAAGGAUCAUUUACCUGUGUAGUUUUACUAUAUUCACGAUCCUGAACGUCGGAUGCGCACUAUCUCCAAAUAUCACCGCCCUUUCUAUUUUACGACUUUUGAGCGGUGUCGCUGGCUCUGCGGGGCCAAGUUUGGGAGCCAGUAGCGUCGGUGACAUGUUCCGGGUUGAGGAGAGAGGCAGAGCACAAUCGGCUUACUCGUUUGGUCCGGUCAUGGGUCCGGUGCUUGGCGGAGUUAUUGGUGGCUUCAUCGUGGACCGUACUCACGGCUGGCCCUGGCUUCUAUGGACCGUUACGAUCGCCUCAGGUGUUACAACUGCCUUUUCGGCGGUGUUCUUGAAAGAAACGUACGCGCCGUACCUAUUGUCGCGUAAGGCUGCUCGUUUAUCGAAAAUCAAUCGCGAUACGAAUUUACGGGUCGAGGGCGAAAAACAUGCAAAAGAUCUAUUCAGUCGAGCGAUUACGAGACCGAUCCGAUUACUUUUUACUUCACCUAUUUGUGCUUUUAUGAGCAUUUAUCUUUCUCUAAUUUACGGCAUAUUAUACCUUCACUUAAUAACUAUUUUACUUCUCUUCGGUCCAAAUGAAAUGUAUGGUUUGUACUCUUACCAUUGGACCGGUGGUAAGACUGGUCUGGCCUAUCUUGGCGCUGGUGUUGGCAGUCUUAUCGGUAUGGUCAUCACGGGAAAAUUCAUGAAUUCUUCAUUCGCUUCUGCUUUGGCGCGUCAGCAGCAACGUACGGGCUCUUCGAUCCCAACUCCCGAACUUCGACUUCCGUUUAUGCAAGUAGGCAUGACUAUUGUUCCUCUAGGGCUUAUUAUGUUCGGUUGGAGUGCUGGGCGUACCCACUGGAUCGUGCCUCUUCUUGGCGCAUGCAUUUUCGGUACAGGCAUGCUCAUGGGUUAUGUGUGUAUCCACACGUAUCUUGUGGAUUGCUUUGGCAAAUGGGCGGCUAGCGCCUUGGCUGCAGCCAUUGUUACCAGAUGUGCCAUCACAUGUGCGUUUUGUAUCGUGGGAUUCCAACUCUACAGGAAACUUGGUUACGACUGGGGCUCAAUGCUACUUGCAUUCCUUUGUAUUGCCAUGAUACCUAUUCCGUUUGUUUUGCAGAGAUAUGGUCCUCGACUCCGGGAGAGACAGAUUACUUUCUAGGAAUUAUAUGUAUAAGUCGCAUGUAAUCAACUAUAGGAUAUAGUUUAGUAAUGCGAUGUUGAUAUAUUCCAUUAAGGAGGAUUAUCUAAUCAUAAUAUUUCUAUUUCCCUCUAUGUAAACCUUCGCUAUUAAAUCUGCUGUGAGAAGGCAAUGAUGACUAAUU